Messenger RNA from Cajanus cajan (pigeon pea), 1809 nucleotides. RefSeq names its product kinetochore protein NDC80 homolog. The record is from RefSeq and is a predicted model, not a curated record. Lineage: Eukaryota; Viridiplantae; Streptophyta; Magnoliopsida; Fabales; Fabaceae.
UAAUAAUAAUACACUCAACAGUCACCCACAAACGCGCUCCCAACAGAAAUUCAAAUUCAAACCGAUUGCGGGGAGAUGAGAGCCGCCGCGCGCAAGCAGCCGAAGGAGUCCGUCAUCCCACCGCCACCGGUGGACUUCCACCGCCGCCGCGACUCCGGCGCCAGCAGCCGCCCGUCCUCGGUGGGCGCCGGCGGCCGCCCACUCCUAGAGCUCUACAAAGAGCGGUCGUUCCAGCAAUCGGCGGUUUCCACAAUCAACGCCUUCCUCGCCUCUCACAACUUCCCAAUCACCUUCAAAUCCACCUUCCCCUCCGCCAAACACAUCCACGAAACCCUCAAAUUUCUCCUCUCCCUCCUCGACUUCCCUUUCGAUCUUCUCCCACUCCUCUUGAAGCGCUUAUCCUUUCCUAUCAAUCUCAACAACUCCAUUCUCCGUUCCCCCGCCGCACCUCACCAAUGGCCUUCAUUCCUCGCCCUCAUCCACUGGCUCGUCCAGAUCGCCAAGUUCCACAUCCACCUCGCUUCCUCCCCCAAACACCACACCGCACUCCACCACUACACUGUCAACACCUACAUGCACUACAUCCGCGGCGACGACCACGCCGUCGAGGACCUCGACCGCAGCAUUCGCGAGAAGCUCCGCCAGGAGAAGGCCGCCGCCGAGGAGCGCCUCCUCGCCGCGCGCCGCACCGAAGCAGACCUCCAGGCCGAGCUCGGCCGCCUCCGGUUCGCGCCCUCGCCGAAGGAGGCGCUGGAGAGAGACAAGGCGGUGCUGGAGGACGAGGUGAAGAAGUGCCUCGAGACGAUUGAGGUGUUGGCGGCGGGGAUCGAGCAGGCGGAGAGGGCUCUGGCGGAGAAGGAGCGGCUGGUGGAGGCGAAGGCCGCGGAGACGGAGCGGGCCUGCGAGGAAAUUGUGGAGCUGAGGCGGCGCGUGGAGGCUCAGCCGUUCAAUGCACGCGACGUGGAGAGGAUGAGGAGGGAGUUGCAUGCGGUGGAGAGCGACACUGCGGAGGCUGAUAUUGCGAGAAGUGCGUGGGAGGAGAAGGUGUGGGCUCUCGACUCCGCUUUCUCGCACAAAAUCAAUGACAUCGAGGCUCUCGCUAUGGACUGCAACCAAGCCCUUAAGAGGUUAAAGAUUGGGAACGAGAUUCAGUAUCAGUUGAAUGCUAAGGGGUCUACUCCUGCUGAGAUAAUGGGAGUCGAUCACAAACUCAAGCUGAAGCCUGCGCUUAGAUCAUUUGCUAAUGAAAUCAAGAAAAGUUCUAUGGAAAAAUUGGAGGAUUUGAUUUCUUACCAGCAGAAGUCCGGUGAAAAUGCUGCGAGGCUUGAGGGGGAAAGAAAUCAGCUUGGGGAAGUGGAGUCGUGGAUUGAUGAAAUGGAAGCUCAACUGAACAUGAUAAAGAAGGGAACACAGGAAUACACUAGUAGAUCUUAUGCUGAAGCUAAGAGAAUGCUGGAGGAGGUCCAGCUUGCAGAUCAUGACCUGGACAUUAUGGAAAGAGAGGCAGCCGAGGUUCUCAAGAUAUCUGAAUUGAAGUUGCAGGAAGCGAUUAAACAAAGUGAAGAAGAAAUUCAAAUGCGUGUUAGCGAACUCUUUCAGUUGGUUGAUUCAGUCUCGAAAUACAAAGAACUUGUGGGGUCCAAAAUUUCAGGGAUGAGGAGGAAUCUAUCAGAAGCUGCAUCUGGUGUCUCAGCUCAACUUAAUGUUCAUACAACUGGUGGUCAUGGACCUGUAGCAAACCGAAUAACUGAUGAAUCCAAAUUGAAAAAUUCGGAUUAUGUAUUUUGAUGUUGAAAAUUUAAUCCAAUC